UUGUAUCAGUGAUUAACGAGCGUAUUUUCAUUACGUAACUUGCGAUCAGCUCGAAACGUCAGUGCGUGGCAGAGCGAGAGAAGCGAGCUCGUUUUUCUUUAGCGUUUCUCUGCGAAUGAAAGUCUUAAGAUCUUACAUUGUAAACGAGAAAUUAUCUAUUGUUCAACAACGCUUUUAUCAACGUUGGCUGCGUUAUCUUGUAUAUAAAUAGGAAUUAUUUUUUUGUACGUUCUACAUCGGUGAAAGUUGUCUGCUUGUAACUUAUCGUUAGAAAAAUUCGUGCGUACAUGAGUGAAGCAUGAGUGCGUUUGGUUACGUUGAAACUGUUCUUGGAAAGAGAGAUGCAAACCAGCUUGGAAGAACCCUCACGCACGAGCAUUUAUCGAUGACAUUCACUACGUUUUACGUGCAACCCCCAUCCCACUUAAAACGAUUCUUCAAUGGCAAAAUCGAGCUUCAGAAUGUCGGAAUGCUGAAACAAUAUCCUUAUAGCGAUCUUUAUAAUUUAAUAUAUAACGAUCAAUGCACGAAGGAUGCUGUUUUGGAGGAUGUGAAAUUGUACAAAGAAUUUGGCGGUGGUACUAUUGUAGAAAAUAGCAAUCACGGCUUGCAACGCAACAUUCCAUUCAUGAGGGAAGUCAGUGAAGCAACUGGAAUUAAUAUCAUUGCUGGGACUGGUUAUUACGUCGACGCGACUCAGACUAACCAGGAUCUAUCAAAGGAAAAGAUGUAUGAUGUAAUGUUGAAAGAAAUGACCAUUGGCUGCGAGGACUAUCCCGACGUGAAGACAGGAUUCAUAGGAGAAGUUGGAAGCGCUUGGCCAAUUACACCGUUCGAGAAACGAGCUAUUCAAGCAACCGCGGAGGUUCAACAGCAAUUGAAGUGCCCGGUCAGUUUUCAUCCUGGAAGGAAUCCUGCUGCACCCUCCGAGAUAAUGAGAAUUUACCAAGAAGCUGGCGGCGAUGCAAAAAAGGCAAUCCUUUCUCACCUCGAUCGGACUAUACUCAGCCCAGAGGAUCUUUCGGAGUUCGCCGAUGACGCGAAAUGUUAUUGCCAGUUCGAUCUUUUCGGAUCCGAAUGUUCCUUUUAUCAGUUGAGCCCAUCUGUAGACAUGAUCUCUGACGCACAACGAAUCGAUCGUGUGAAACAUCUUCGAGACGAGCAGAGAUUAAAUCGCGUUCUGUUAAGUCACGAUAUUCACACCAAGCACAGAUUGAUAAAAUUCGGUGGACAUGGAUUUUCUCACAUUUUGAACAACGUUGUGCCGAAGAUGAGACUAAAGGAUUUCACUUCUGAAGAAAUCGACACCCUACUUAUUCAUAACCCAAGGACUUGGUUGACGUCUUAACUUCCUAAUAGAAAAUAUUUUUAUAAAGGUAUUGUCAGAGGAAGAUUUACACACUGAUCAACAACUAUAUAUCAAGUAAAUUUUAUGCUGUAAACGUUUAUACUGAAUUUAUAAUAAAUUUAUCAGUCUUCUUUUUUUAAAUAAA
Molecule: messenger RNA, 1493 nt
Organism: Frieseomelitta varia
Lineage: Eukaryota; Metazoa; Arthropoda; Insecta; Hymenoptera; Apidae
Product: phosphotriesterase-related protein
Exons: 7
Coding region: 299-1348 (349 amino acids)
Biological process (GO): catabolic process
Molecular function (GO): hydrolase activity, acting on ester bonds; zinc ion binding
Source: RefSeq, a predicted model, not a curated record